This is a messenger RNA of Lotus japonicus, 2138 nucleotides long. Its product is annotated as protease Do-like 5, chloroplastic. The transcript has 4 exons. The record is from RefSeq and is a predicted model, not a curated record. Lineage: Eukaryota; Viridiplantae; Streptophyta; Magnoliopsida; Fabales; Fabaceae. The coding region runs from base 1267 to 1563 and encodes 98 amino acids.
CACGUUCUUCUUCAUAAAAAAGAAAUCGUUCUUCCUUUCCUUUCGCCGGCGGCAACAGCGACCUAGCGUGGUGCGGUGGUGGAUCUCCGGCAGCCUAGCCCGCUUCUCCAACCAGCAUGCUGAUUUCGUUUUCAUCUUCUCCUUAUGUCCUUGUUGAUUUUGUUCGUUUUUCUUGAAUUCAGUCGUUUACAAGUUCAAUUUUUCCAUACUGUUUUUAUUUCAGCUCUUGAUUGUGUUUAUGGAAUUUGAAGACUUUAAACUGAGUCUAGUUUCUUUUCUGCAAUUGUGGUGUUGCAUUUCUACGUUUGUACAAACUGAUUUUCAUGAUGCCCUUAAGCUGUUCGAUGAAAUGCUUCAUUGAAGUGUCUUUGUUCAAUUACUUUGUAGUAAGUUUGGUAUCAAUCCUGGCUCUGAGUUUGGAGUGGUAUGUGAUGAAGCAAACAAGUAUGGUGGUUUUUUUUAGCUAAGCCAAACUUUUAUAUAUAAAGCACAAGAUGUGCCAAGAGUAACAAAUAGUACAGACCCAAGGUCAGAAAAAAUAAACAGAGAACCAAGGGAGAAUGGGAAAAAAAGGGAAAAAGAUAAUUGAUAUCAAGCAGUCGUUUGUUAGUUGCUUCCAAAAUUUUAGAAGUGAUGCUGGAUAGGUGUUUGAUCACUGUAGUAUUAGUAUAUGGUUUAGAAGUUGUUCUCACUGGUCAUUCUUUCUUAGAAUUGCUUCUCUAUAUUUUCAUUUGUCUGGCUAAGAAACUAGGUUAUAUGAGAAAAUAAAGUUACUUAUGACACACUUUCAACACAGUUAUUAGCUUAUUGCUCAUGUUAUAUAUGUUUUUUUUAUCACAUUAACAUAAUGGUGGUUCAUUAAAGAUCUUGAAUUGACAAAAGUCCCAAAGACUUCUUCUGAUGAAGUCAUGCUGAAUGAGGAUGAAGAUGCAAAAGUGGAAGGCACUGAUUCAGGCUUCAUUUGGGAUAAAUUUGGUCACAUAGUAAGGGAAAAUUAUAGAAAGGGAAUUUGGUUGUCCCACAUAGAUUUGAUUCUACUUGUAUUUCAUAAUCAUUUUUUCUUUGUUUUAACUUUGAGGCUAGUUAUCUUAUUGGACAGUAGUAUAAUGGUGCUUUUAAUUCAGGGAAGAUUGAAAUAUGCAAAGCUGUUCAAUGAGUUUGAAAUUCCUUUGGUCAUUAUCAAAAUAAUUGGAUACUGAAUAACUAAACUUAAGGCAUGUAUUUAUAACUUUACAAGCUGUCUUGAUAAGGAAUUGCAGACUCUUCAUGCCAUUGAUAUUGUAUUUGAUUGCACAAUUACCAAUUGCUCAAAGUAGUCAUUUGGCUUUUUUGGUGGACAGGUCACCAAUUACCAUGUUGUUGCUAAACUGGCUACUGAUACAAGUGGUUUACAACGUUGUGUUCCUAGCUGAUACCAAAGGAAAUAGCUUUUACAGGGAAGGGAAAGCAAUUGAGUUUGAUCCAGCAUAUGAUCUAGCUGUCCUCAAGGUUACAUUGAAGAGAACAUGGACUAAGAUGCCACUUUUGCAUAGGACAAAAUUGUUGUGCUGGAAUAUUGUCUAAUCGCAUUGCCCUUCCUUCUCAAGAGGAGAUGGAUAAAGAUAAUGAAGCAUGUUACUUGUCACUUGAAGCAUCCGGCACUCCUAAGAGCUACACUCAUAACUUGGCCCUUGUUUAGUGGGACUAGACUGGAUUGCGAAUCACUGUGGGGUUCCUGCUGUUGAAGAAUGGAGAAUGCAAAUGUACAAUGUCGUGUCUAAGAACAAGCUCGUGCAGUGGGACUACACUACAGUAGUAUUGCAGUGGGACUAGACUACAAUAACUGGAUUGCGGAUCAGUGUGGGGUUCCUGCUAUUGAAGAAUGGAGAAAGCAAAUGUGCAAUGUCAUGUCUAAGAACAAGCUCGUGCAACCCCAAUCUAUUUUUUCUUCUCUUUGUAUAUGGGUUAUAGCACCCCUUAUGGUAUCUUAUAUACAUUUUUUUAGCCUUCAAAAAAAAACUUGGCCCUUCCUUGAAAACAAGUGUAGAUUUUAUUUGUGUGUCAUAGCUUGUAUUGUGGCCUUUGUGCACAAUGUACUUCAUCUUUCUAUCAAGUCUGAAAUUAUAUUCAAUGAAUAAAGCUUAUGCACCUUUGAUUAA